Messenger RNA from Ctenopharyngodon idella (grass carp), 2997 nucleotides. It is a transcript of the gene baiap2l2a, whose product is annotated as BAR/IMD domain containing adaptor protein 2 like 2a. Lineage: Eukaryota; Metazoa; Chordata; Actinopteri; Cypriniformes; Xenocyprididae. Gene Ontology annotation, molecular function: protein binding. Bases 256 to 1509 code for a protein of 417 amino acids. The transcript is spliced from 15 exons. Gene Ontology annotation, cellular component: nucleoplasm; cytosol. Gene Ontology annotation, biological process: plasma membrane organization; actin filament bundle assembly; actin crosslink formation. The record is from RefSeq and is a predicted model, not a curated record.
AGUGAACCAAACACAAAACACACACAUGCGCCCGCGCGCCUCUGACAAUGCGGCCCAUACAAGGAGAGUACACUGAUCGAGUUAACUGAAACUGGCGGGGGGAAAUAGAAAAGGAAGAACAAUGGUUUUGUUGUUGACACAGACAAGAGAGGACACAGGAAACAAGGUGGAGACAGCAGUGGGUCAGUCUGGUUGUUUGUUGUUUAGUCAGUGGAAGUUGUUUAUUUGUUUGCUGUGCUACGGUGACAGAUCAAGAUGUCAGGACAAAACAGUGAUCAACUGCACCGCACCACUCUGGGCAUUUAUACGAGCAUAAUGGAGCAGUUCAAUCCAAGCCUGCAGAGACUGGUGGCACUGGGAAACAGUUACAUUCAGGCUUUCCAAGCCCUUGCCGUCACAAGUGAGGCCUAUUUCAAUGCUCUGUCUAUGAUGGGUGAACAGGCCAUGCAGAGUAUGUCAUCGCGUUUGCUGGGUGAUGUGUUGAUACAGAUCUCAGACAGUCAGAGGAGACUCACCAAUGAGCUGGAGGGAAUGUUCCACUGGUUCCACUCCGAGGUCCUUCAAGAGAUGAACAACAAUGUCAGACUAGAUAAAGAUUACAUAUUGAACAGCAGGAGGCGCUAUGAGAUGGAGGUGAGAAACCAAGCAACAGCACUGGAGAGACAGAUGAGGCGAGGGGUCCCACAGGAUGGCAGCGAGUAUGUGCACUUUCUCAGAGAAUGUCAGAAAGAGGCAUUAAAAGAGGAAGAAAGAAGAUAUCGAUUCCUGGCAGAGAAACACUGCGGAUUCACCCAGUCUAUUGCAUAUCUCAUGAGCAAGACAGGGGGCAGCCUGCAAAACAGAGCAGAGGGGUGGAAAGAUCUAGUGAAUCACACAAGAGAAUCCCGUCCACGCACUCCUUCACGAUUGGAGGACAACAUUCUUGAUGUUAAUCGCUGGGCAGAGCAGCCGCUGGGAACGGUUCCCUCUAGAGGCCCCUCCCCACAGCCCAGUCGUUCCAACUCUGUCUCAGGAUUGGCUGGUGGCAGAGUGAUGCGAGCGCUGGUGCCCCACCCUCCCAAUGCCAACUCCACCCUCCUGCCGUUCUCUCAGGGAGAAACCAUCACACUGCUUGUUAAAGAGCCUAGGAACGGCUGGCUGUUUGGCCGCUCGGAUAGCUCUGGACGGCAAGGCUGGUUCCCUGCUGCUUAUGUGGGCCCCAUGGAUGAACCACCUGGGCCACCUGUUUCCAGUAGCAGUUCUUUUAGAAGCAGCAGCAGUAUGACUAACCUUCUCGACCAAACCAUGAGCAGCAGCCAACAAAUAUCUCCGCCUGCACCUCCGCCGCCGCCGCCACCUCCAUCAACCAGAUCUAGCAAUUCCAGACCCGUGACUCCCACACCUUCAGAAAACAGGAGACAAGAUCACUAUGAGUCUCGGCCAGAACUUUUUCCAAGAGGCACAAAUCCAUUUGCCACUGUGAAGCUGAAACCCACCAAAACCAAUGACAGAUCAGCUCCACGCAUAUGAAUAAUAUUUCAACCAAUGGUCUUCAACAGCUAAUCAGUGCUGCACAUUUUUACUAUACAUUGUUCGGCCAUAUUAAAAAACAUUACUUUUUCAGCAUAAUCAGUGCAAAGCAUCACAUUUAAGACAAUGUGACUCAACAAUGAUCAAUGACUGGUCUUUAAAAGUGCAUUAAAGCAGGUAGUUGUAAAUAAAUGUACCUUUAUCUUCAGGGUGUUGGAGGGUCGGCGGCAGCAAACACAAUUAAUAACACUCUUUUAUAUACAGUGACCCCAUAAAGUAUUUGGACACUUAAAGUCACACUUAAAAUAUAUGAAUUUCAUGGUGUGGCAUAUACAGUACAAACAAAUACUGCAGGUGGUUUUUAGUGGAUGUAUGAAGCCAGUUCUUCUCAAGUUCACACAUGUGUCCUAUCAGAGUAAACGCAGGUUACUAUGGACAAGUUACACUAACAUUUGAUAACCAGAAAGUCACACAACACUGUUUAUCUUUAUUUUGAAUGGUAUACCUAUCAUUUGAAACAUCUUUUUGAGAAUUUUUUGGCUUGAAAAGUGUUAAGUUAAAAAUGUAUUUCUUUAAACUAAAUGCACUUGGUUUGAUAUUGUCAUAUAAUGCAAUGACAUUUUUAAAUGUGGCUUGUGUGUCCAAAUAUUUAAGGUCACUGUAGCAGUGGUUAUUUCUGUGUAUUUUCAAAAAUGACAUCACUUCCUGGUUCUCUUGUGGUUCUGUUUCCUCCAAUCAAUUAUAAAGUGCAGCAGGUUUCAUAUGCUGGAGUUGUGCUGACCAACCAGGAAACGUAAAUUCAGGUCAGCUCAAAUGCUAUUUGAGAUAAGCUGAGAUAAGUGCGUCUUUUUCAUCUUUUACAUUUUAUAAUAAUUGUAUAUAAUAUGCAUUAUGUAGGCAAAAAUACUUCUUAAAGCAUCACGGUUCCUCCAAAUGCACUUUAUAAAUGUAUACUGUGAUGUUUGUUGCCAUUGGGGCUGGUUUAACUACGGUUCUAUGUGGUCUGACCUCUGGGACCCUUCGGCAUCUUUGAUAAGCGACUAUUGGUCUCUCUCUCCCGCUCUGUGCUUGAACUUUGUCUCUCGGCUCAGUUAAUUUAUCUGACGUGCCCAAUUAUAAGCUGCCCUUAAAUUGGCUGUUCUAUCUGCUUAAGUGCCUAUAAAGUGAAUGUUCAUUUUAACCUUGACAGUAAUUGGUGUGACCUUCUCCUGAGGUGUCAAACCCAUUAGUACAAACCCAUUUGUAGGGAUGUCUUGCAUCUAAUCAGCAUGUUCUUUUUCUUUGAGAAUAUUUUAAUUUAAUUGAUGCUGAAUAUUCAGAACAGAAAUAUGUGCCUAUAUCACAGUGGUGAUUUAUGUCUAUUAUGCUUCAAACAGCAAAUACAGUGAAAAGAUAUGAAGUACACUUUCCUAUAGAUUUUGUGAACUAUGCACACAAUUCUUUACAUCUUGAUCUGUUUGCUGAACAAAUAAAAUAAUGUGAAGUUGA